CGCCUAGCACAGAGUACUAUAUAGUCAGACUCUGUCAGACACCAAGCGCUUCGCAAUAGUCUCUAUUAUUUUGAGUAUCCAUUAUAUUUAUUACUUUUUACCCACAGAAUAUUAUUAUGGUUGCCUUUGCCCAAGUUUGCCACAGAGAAUAGAUUAUAGAGUUUAAAUUGACUGUCAAACUUAUGCCAUCAUCGAAUUGUAUGUUGUCGAUUGGUACGAUGCUUACAUUCGACAAUAUAUUUACAUGGCUUACUAUGAGAACGUGACCAAUUUUUUCCUAUUUUAAACAUUCAAAUGGAGAAUUUGGAAGCUGUAAUUUGCACCAAAGAAUAGUGGAAAACAAUACAAUUAUCACUUUCGUAUAAGAUAAAAAUGUCGAAGAAUGGCGAGGUGUCAUCAAACCAAGGCCCGAGUAGACCGACUAUGCCGAAGCCUGAAUUGAACUUAUUUGGCUUGGAGAAGCGCAAAGGUUUGAACCUACAGAUUGCCGGAGGUCCAUCAGGGGACGGUGCAGCAUUUAUGCCAUUUCCUGCAAACCCGCCCCCUGUACAGAGACCCCGAGUUCCCUCUCGUACCAUUAGAGAUGUAUUGCCUGAAAACACAAGAGACAGAUGUAGGAUAUAUCCGUCCAUGCAAUCAUCAGGCAAAUUGCAAUUGUCUGCAACAGAAGUAUAUGACUUCACAUCUGAUGAUCUGCAGGAUCUUGGUGAAAUAGGCAGGGGUGCGUUUGGGGCAGUAAACAAAAUGGUCCAUAGAAAAACAAACCGUGUUAUGGCUGUGAAGCGUAUCCGCUCUACUGUUGAUGAGAAGGAACAGAAGCAACUAUUGAUGGAUCUUGAAGUUGUUAUGAAGAGCAAUGAGUGUGGAUACAUAGUGCAGUUCUAUGGAGCUUUAUUUAAAGAGGGAGACUGUUGGAUUUGCAUGGAGUUAAUGGAUACUUCAUUAGACAAAUUUUAUAAGUUUAUAUGUGAAAGGAUGCAGACUCGAAUACCUGAAAACAUUUUAGCUAAAAUAACACUUGCAACAGUUAAAGCUUUAAAUUAUCUAAAAGAAAAAUUAAAAAUAAUUCACAGGGAUGUAAAACCAUCAAAUAUUUUAUUGGACCGAAGAGGAAACAUCAAAUUAUGUGAUUUUGGUAUAUCUGGUAAGCUAGUGGACUCAAUAGCACGCACUCGGGAUGCAGGGUGCAGACCAUACAUGGCUCCGGAGCGCAUUGAUCCUGGUCGAGCUCGUGGUUACGAUGUGAGGUCAGAUGUCUGGUCCCUUGGCAUUACUCUCAUGGAGGUAGCCACUGGGGCCUUUCCUUACCCGCGCUGGGGAUCUGUUUUUGAACAGCUACAACAGGUUGUACAGGGUGACCCACCAAGGCUAACCAACACUAACAAUGCUUUUUCCAACAAUUUUGUCAACUUUGUCAAUACUUGCCUCAUUAAAGAAGAAAAUCAGAGACCUAAAUAUAACAGAUUAUUGGAACAUCCAUUUAUUAAGGGUAUUGAUCAAAGCAGGGCUGAUGUUGCUGCAUAUGUUUGUGAAAUAUUAGAAGCCAUGGAGCGUAAUGGUGUAAGUCCUUUCACAACAGACCAGCCUGCACAGGCAUGGGUUGAUUAAUUUAUUACUAUCCAAAACUAUUGUGUGGGAUAUUUGCUUGAUAUAAAUUUAAUAACACCAAUUCACACUUGCAAUAUUUUACCAUACAUUUUUAUAAAUUUAAAGUCUGCUCAAGGAAUAUAAAAUUGUUUGUUAAGAAGACACUAAAUUGUAGUAAUUUCUUCUGUUCUGGUUAAUCCAUUUUGUGGUUUUGGAACCGUAAUUAUCGCGAGACAUACUAAGUUUAUUGAAAAUAACUUACUCAUGGAGUCGGCUGCGCGACGUCGGUCGUCGGGCCGCGCACGCUGCUCGUGAUUAAGAAUCCCGUUGGAACUUAAAACUCAGAGAGCCAUUUGAGAAUUGUUGGGAAAUCAUGUUACAUAAAGAACCAUUCUUGAUAAAUCUAUAUAUCUAUCUCAUUUAUCAAGGAACUAGAAUUUAUAAAAUUUACUCACAUUUCUCGAUCGUGUAUAAAAGGGGUCAUUUCGAAUAUUGCAAACACUAAUUAUAUAUAAAUCUACUAUCUUUAUUG
This is a messenger RNA of Spodoptera exigua (beet armyworm), 2119 nucleotides long. NCBI's taxonomy places the organism in Eukaryota, Metazoa, Arthropoda, Insecta, Lepidoptera, Noctuidae. The record is from the annotation of a GenBank genome assembly.